Ceratosolen solmsi marchali is the source of this 1062-nucleotide messenger RNA. RefSeq names its product inhibitor of growth protein 4-like. Gene Ontology annotation, cellular component: nucleus. The coding region runs from base 1 to 1062 and encodes 353 amino acids. The record is from RefSeq and is a predicted model, not a curated record. Gene Ontology annotation, biological process: regulation of DNA-templated transcription. The transcript is spliced from 3 exons. NCBI's taxonomy places the organism in Eukaryota, Metazoa, Arthropoda, Insecta, Hymenoptera, Agaonidae.
AUGCCGACGGAAAUACAGACAAACUUGUGUAAAUUACGGGAACUAGACAUCAAACUGCAAGUACUCGAGAAGCACACCGACAGACUCAUCGACGAGUACUUGAAAAACAAAUUUCCAAGCGAGGCGAAGAAGAAGGAGCGUCUUCGCUACAUCGAAAGCUUGCACGCGAAGGCCAAUCGCUACGCCGAGAACAAAGUCAAAUUAUCAUACGAGACUUACGAACUCGUCGAUAAGAAUAUCAAGAGGCUGGACUUGUGUAUGGCGAGAUUCGAGAACGAAAUCGAGCAGAAUGCGGCGAUCAUCGCUAUGGCACCGAUUCACCAUUACGAUGCCAAAAGCAUUUCGGCAACGAGUGAAAGGCAGGAGAAACAAAUGGAAAGACUCAAUCAGAAAAUGAGUAGCAUUAGUUGCUUGAGCGGCAAUGACAGAGGCAGCGUCUCGAGCACUAGUAACUGCAGCACCAGCAGUAACGACAGCAGCAGCAGCAGCAGCAGCAGCAGCAGCAGCGAAAGCAGCAGUGGCACCACUGGCACCGACAUUACCAGCACCAGCAGCAGCGAAAUAAGCAGUAGCACUAGCAGCAACAGCAGCAUCAGCGACGACAGGAGUAACACAAACAGUUGCUCAAGCGGCAUCCGCGGCAAAAACAGCAGCAAAACCAGCACGGACAGCGGUCGUGGGAGUCGCAAGGCCGACUCAAAGAAAGGGAGAAAACAAAGCCGUCGGGCGAUUAAGAAACGCAAGAAGGGAACGGCGAACGCGAGCAGCGGCGAGGAUCGCCCCACCAAGACAAAGCUGAAGAAGCAAGCAUUGGCCGCGCCAAGGUCAGAGCUUCUCAACGUUAAAAGUGGCCUGCCCGACGACAUGUACCACAUGCCCAUCGACCCCCACGAGCCGCUCUAUUGCGUAUGCCGCCAGGUGUCCUAUGGUGAGAUGAUCGCCUGCGACGAUCCGGAGUGCCUAAUCGAAUGGUUCCACUUUCCAUGUGUGGGUCUUAAAAUCGCCCCGAGAGGAGAAUGGUAUUGUGAAGAAUGCAUUCGAAACCGGAAUAAGCUAAACUGA